Molecule: messenger RNA, 732 nt
Organism: Miscanthus lutarioriparius
Lineage: Eukaryota; Viridiplantae; Streptophyta; Magnoliopsida; Poales; Poaceae
Source: the annotation of a GenBank genome assembly
AUGGAGGAUGCCGACGAGGACAUGGUGCUGUGCAACGGCAUCGGCUUCGGCGAGAAGAAGCGGCGGCUGAGCACGGAGCAGGUGCGCGCGCUGGAGCGGAGCUUCGAGACGGAGAACAACAAGCUGGAGCCGGAGCGGAAGGCGCGGCUGGCGCGGGAGCUGGGCCUGCAGCCGCGGCAGGUGGCCGUGUGGUUCCAGAACCGGCGCGCCCGGUGGAAGACGAAGCAGCUGGAGCGCGACUACGCGGCGCUGCGCCACUCGUACGACGCGCUCCGCGCUGACCACGACGCGCUCCGGCGCGACAAGGACGCGCUGCUCGCCGAGAUCAAGGAGCUGAAGGCGAAGCUGGGCGACGAGGACGCCUUCUCGUCGGUGAAGGAGGAGCCAGCGGCGUCCGACAUCGAGGCCCCCGCCGCCGGGGCGGCCAUGGCGGCGCAGGGGUCGUCCGACAGCGACUCCAGCGGGGUGGUGAACGAUGCGGAGACGACGCCGGAGAAGCCUCCUUCUCCUCCGGCGGUGCCCGCCGAGGCGGCGGCGGUGGCCGGUGCGUCGGCUCCGCAGCUCCAGCUCCAUCACGGCGAGGUGUUCUUCCACGGGCACCUGCUGAAGGUGGAAGAGGACGAGGCGGCGUUCCUGGGCGACGACGACGCGGCGUGCGGGGGCUUCUUCGCGGACCUGCAGCCGCCGCCGUUGCUGCCGUGGUGGACCGAGCCUACGGACCACUGGGCCUAG